Molecule: messenger RNA, 1320 nt
Organism: Ixodes scapularis (black-legged tick)
Lineage: Eukaryota; Metazoa; Arthropoda; Arachnida; Ixodida; Ixodidae
Product: diuretic hormone receptor
Exons: 12
Coding region: 1-1320 (439 amino acids)
Biological process (GO): adenylate cyclase-modulating G protein-coupled receptor signaling pathway; cell surface receptor signaling pathway
Cellular component (GO): plasma membrane
Molecular function (GO): diuretic hormone receptor activity; peptide hormone binding; G protein-coupled peptide receptor activity
Source: RefSeq, a predicted model, not a curated record
AUGUUGAUGUUACCUCUACCCUCUGAUUGCGCAGACGAGAGCGGUCCACUGCCCUGCCAGCGGAAGUGGGACGGGCUCUCCUGCUGGCCCGUGACGUCACCAGGCACCGUGGCCGUCCUGCCUUGCUUCUCAUUCCUCAACGACCUCUUCUACGACACGUCCAAUAAUGUGACGCGGACCUGCCUGGAGAACGGGACCUGGGCUGACAGGUCGGAUUACUCGAGCUGUCGUCCCCUCAUCGACGUCGACCGGGAGGUUGAUGAAACAACAUUGUACUACAUCGGCUACGGAGUUUCGCUGUGUGCUUUGACUAUUGCUCUGUGGAUAUUUCUCUAUUACAAAGACCUCCGCUGCCUGCGGAACACCAUCCACGUGAACCUGAUGGUCACCUACUUCCUCAUCUCGCUCGUCUGGAUGACUACGGCCACGCUCCAGUCGAUACCCUCACCACCUUACCACAAGGCGGCCUGCUUCCUGUACAUCGUGCUCACCUACCUGAUGGGAACCAACUUCUUCUGGAUGUUCGUCGAGGGCCUCUACCUCUACAUCCUGGUCGUCAAGACCUUCUCCAUCGAACUCGUACGAUUCCACGUGUACGCGUUCAUCGGAUGGGGGUUGCCGGCGGUGGUGGUCGCCGUGUGGGCCGCCACCAAGGCCAUCUUCAGUCCCAAUCACAACGAUCCGGUUCUCUCGGACGGAAUAUGUGUUUGGCAGCUGAAAGACAUCUACGAUUGCAUUUUUAUAUGUCCCGUCGUCAUUGUGCUUCUUGUGAACAUAUUCUUCAUGGGUGAAAUCAUGUGGGUGCUCAUCACAAAACUCCGGGCGGCUACCACGUUGGAAACCCAACAGUACAGGAAAGCAGCCAAGGCCCUGCUGGUGCUCAUUCCUCUCUUGGGGGUCACCUACAUCUUAGUCAUAUGGACGCCGUCUCACAAAACGGCCCGGAUCAUCUUCACCUACCUUCAGAUCACGCUCUUGUCCACACAGGGCUUCACGGUGGCUGUACUGUACUGCUUUUUCAACGGGGAGGUGCGGUCUACGAUCCGGCAUCACCUGGAGCGUUGGAGAGCCUCGAGGGCGCUUCGAGCAGAGCGCCUGAGGACGGGACUCAGCUACAGGGUCGGCUGUCGCCAGGCCUCGCAGGAGAGGGUGGCGCAGCAGAACGAGACGACGCGCCUGUACAAGGGUCGCGCUCCCAGGGCCAGCUGCGCCAGCUUCGCCUCCACUACGUCCACGGUGGCUCCUCAGGGAAGCUUCCUGACCGCCGGACACCGCCUCGUCAACGGCGCCUACGGACCGGCCAAGGAUGACGCAGUCUAA